CACCGGAGCGUUGAGGUGCGCGGACGUCGAAAAUGUUAGUGUUUUUGUUUUUGUUCGCGAUUGCGUAUGCGCAAGAUAAUCUCUCUGUAAACACGACGCAAGGUGUUGUUAUCGGCAGCCGUGCUAGCGAUGGAAACUAUUAUUCGUUUUAUGGAAUACAUUAUGCCGGCUCCACGGCUGGGCAAAAUCGAUUCAAGGCACCUACACCAGCACCUGUAUAUCCUGGAGACUACCAUGCCAUAGAUACAAAAAUCAUUUGCGCCCAGCCUACAUCCAGAGGUCUUGUUGGAGUCGAAGACUGUUUGGUUCUCAAUGUUUUCACACCGAAUGCAACCACCAAAGACAGACCGGUGCUUGUCUGGCUUGAAAGUGAACAAUACACUACCACUAGACAAAAGUUGUACUCUGUAAAGAAACUUGUAGAGGAGGACUUAGUGGUCGUUUCAAUGAAUUACAGGCUAUCAAUAUUCGGAUUUCUCUGUUUAGGUGUGCCAGACGCACCAGGUAAUGCUGGCCUUAAAGAUGUUAUCCAAGGAUUACAAUGGAUUAAGAACAAUAUAGCUGGUUUUGGUGGGAAUCCAAAUAAUGUUGUAUUGCUUGGACAUAGUUCAGGUGCUGCAAUUGCCGAAUUGAUAACUUUAUCGCCUCUAUCACAAGGUUUAGUUCACAAAGUCAUCGCUAUUAGUGGAUCAGCACUAUCUCCCUGGGCGGUAGCAUAUGAACCAAUCAAAUAUGCAGAAAGUUUAGGCGAGAAACUUCAAUAUGUUGGUAAAUCACGAGCACAACUCGCUGCAGCGUUUGCCUCAACCGAUAUAAAUGUCCUUGCACCUGUACUAAAUGACUUUGAGUUCUUUAACAACACCCCCCUUUUUGCACCGUGUAUUGAAGAUAGGAAUCUCAAUAUAAACGAUAGUGUUUUAACCGACGCUCCUAUAAAUCUAUUACGCAAUGGCAAUUACAGUCACGUUCCAUAUAUUGCUGCUUUUGUUGAUAAGGAAGGUACCAUAAGGGCAGAACAAGCAGCUUUCCGUAAUUGGUUGAACAAAAUGCAAAACAAUUUUACAGACUUUGUCCAAGUCGAUCUUAAAUUUGAAUCGGCGCAAAAUAAGUCAGCUGUAGCCCAAUCAAUCAGGGAAUAUUAUUUUGCACAGAGAGCAAUCAAUAUGGAAACUAUUGAAGAUUUCUUAGAUUAUCAAGGAGAUACAAUGAUACUAGUUUCUGUGAUAAGAGGAAUAGCAGAAAGAGCGGCAACCUCGAGGUCUCCAGUGAGAUUGCUUGAGUUUGCCUUCCGUGGAACCCAUCACUCAGAUUGGGCUUAUCCCCAAAUACCAGUAACUGGAGCUAAGCAUGGUGCGAUGCUAAACUAUCUUUUUGACUUUGAUUUACGUUCAGGCGACUAUCCUGUACAGAACUCGUUAUUGAAACGUUUCUCUGCAUUUGCCAGAAAUGGUGACCCAAACCCAGCAAACACAGCAGUUGUUUGGAAUCCUUAUACAGCAGCUUCUACAAUAACAUUGCGUCUCAGUGGAGAAGAUACCAUAUCAUCUAGCCAUAGUUUCCAAGAAGAAGUGAGGGUGAACGUCCAUCAACAAAGAAUGGGAUUUUGGAAUAACAUAUUUGCCAUACACUAUACCCCGCCGCAGGCUUCCUCAGCAGCUAGGAUUAUAAGUCUCACUUUAGUUCUUAUUUCGUGUGUGCUAGCGUUGAAAUUGUUAUAAUAUUUUUUAUGAAUUUUAAGUGUUAGGCCUUAAGAAUACAGUGUUAAAUUGCAUCAUUAUUUAAAGCAUUUUGUGACGGAAAAGAGCGAUGUUUUGCGAUAAGUUUAUUUGGGACGAUUUAAUCAAACAGUAUUUUUUCGAAUACGUAUAAAAAACGUUUAAAUUUAAGAUAUACUAAUAUAAAUUGAGAAUCAUUUUAGCAAAUUGAGCAUUUAAUGCAAUAUUGAUAAGGACUUUUGUGUUUGUUGAUUUACUUAAUUAUUGCGUUAUCGUAUCCACUCACGACUAUUAAAUGUAAGAAAGAACGUGACCAAAUUAAUAGUUAUUAUAUCGUUUUUGUAGUAUUCAUAAAGGUUAGUUACUUUUACUAGCUGUAAAUCUAGACAAAAUAAAAUAAAAUCGUUUUUUGUUA
Molecule: messenger RNA, 2130 nt
Organism: Zerene cesonia (dogface butterfly)
Lineage: Eukaryota; Metazoa; Arthropoda; Insecta; Lepidoptera; Pieridae
Product: venom carboxylesterase-6-like
Exons: 3
Coding region: 33-1718 (561 amino acids)
Source: RefSeq, a predicted model, not a curated record